AUGGCUGGACUGAGGAGGGAAGCUGAAAAUGAUUCUUGGCUUUUCGAUCCUUCUUCCAGCUCCGCACCUUUCGACCCAUUCUUACAACCCUUGGACAUCAUUGAACCCUGGAAUUUCCACCUGAUUUCUGCCUUGAUGUUUGUAGUGACUUUGUUUUCUUUGUCUGAAAACUUCACUGUCAUCCUUGUGACUAUUAAAUUCAAACAGCUGAGGCAGCCUCUCAACUAUGUCAUAGUGAAUCUCUCUGUGGCUGAUUUCCUCGUUUCUUUGAUUGGAGGCACAAUUAGUUUUUCGACAAAUUUGAAAGGCUAUUUUUACAUGGGUCACUGGGCAUGUGUCUUGGAAGGAUUCGCAGUCACUUUCUUUGGAAUAGUUGCCCUCUGGUCACUUGCCCUACUUGCAUUUGAGCGCUAUGUUGUGAUUUGUCGUCCCUUGGGAAACAUGCGCCUCAACGGGAAGCAUGCCGCACUGGGAGUAGCCUUUGUGUGGAUUUUCUCCUUUAUCUGGACUGUCCCUCCUACCAUGGGUUGGAGCAGCUAUACUACCAGCAAAAUUGGGACAACCUGUGAACCCAACUGGUAUUCUGGAGACUACAAUGACCACACUUUCAUAAUUACAUUCUUCACAACCUGUUUCAUACUACCCUUAUUGGUGAUUUUGGUAUCCUAUGGAAAAUUGAUGCGGAAACUUAGAAAGGUUUCAGAUACCCAAGGCAGAUUAGGUACUACAAGAAAGCCUGAAAGACAAGUUACUCGAAUGGUUGUCAUUAUGAUCCUUGCAUUUUUAAUCUGCUGGUCUCCAUAUGCAGCCUUUUCAAUUUUGGUCACUGCCUGCCCUUCGAUUGAACUGGAUCCACGUCUUGCUGCAAUCCCAGCUUUCUUUUCAAAAACAGCUACUGUUUAUAACCCAGUUAUCUAUGUCUUUAUGAAUAAUCAGUUCCGCAAGUGUCUGGUCCAGUUGUUCCAAUGCAGCAGCCAAGAGACGAUGGAUGCCAACGUGAAUCCAAUUUCAGAGAAGGACACACUAACCCACACCAAACACUGUGGGGAGAUGUCCACAGUAGCUGCCCAUGUCAUUGUCUUCAAUCCGAGAAGCGAGGAUGAACAAGGCAGCUGUCAGUCCUUUGCUCAGCUGGCAAUUUCCGAAAAUAAAGUCUAUCCACUGUGA
Messenger RNA from Anolis carolinensis (green anole), 1167 nucleotides. RefSeq names its product opsin-VA. Gene Ontology annotation, molecular function: G protein-coupled photoreceptor activity. Gene Ontology annotation, biological process: G protein-coupled receptor signaling pathway; phototransduction; cellular response to light stimulus. Gene Ontology annotation, cellular component: plasma membrane; photoreceptor outer segment. The record is from RefSeq and is marked provisional. Lineage: Eukaryota; Metazoa; Chordata; Lepidosauria; Squamata; Anolidae.